AUUCAGCUAUAGAGGGGUGGUGGGACUGCAUGUUGCACAUAAGUGGAGGCAUCACAACUAAGCAACAACAAGAUCAACCAUGACUUCAUUGCUGGGCACAGCCCUCCUGGCUUUAGCCUUAUCAGGACCUACCAUGGCCUUUGUACCCAUCGGGGGUGGGGCAUCCACUCACAUUAGCAUUACAGGAUCGGCUCUGUUGCAAAAAGUGACAGACACAUGUCGGGCUGUGGCUGAGGCAUCUGGUCAUGAGUUCAAACCCACGGGUUCAUCUCCUGAGGAGCUGGUCCAGGCCUGUCUCGGCCCCACAGCCACAGGAGAAGUCUCUGGGGCCAAGUUUCACUCUGCUCUUCAACAAAUCUACACACAGAACGGACUGGUAGACCGUGACUUUGUCAACAGUGCGCCACACCACUUCAACUCAGAGGCCUUUCUGGAAGGACGUGGCCUAAUCACGGAGGGCGUGGUGGCCAUUAAGGCUAACAUUCGCAAGGAGAACUUCCAGGCUGCCAGGGAAACCCUGGGAAGAGUCCUCCAUACACUACAGGACUUCUACGCCCAUAGUAACUGGGUGGAGCUGGGAUACACAGACCCAUACAUCAACCUUAUACGCCCAGACCAACAACUGGAAAACCUGGCAGAUGUCGCCACUGCCACCUGCAGUGACUGUGCCAGUGGUUCAUGCCCCAAUCCCAUCCUCUCUGACAUCCUGAAGAAGAAGAAACUCACAUCAGGCUACAUGGGAAUCUUUUCUUCUGCCAAGCCUCAAGGUAAAUGCAGCCAUGGAGGUGCAGCUGACCUGACUAGCACAGCAGUUCCUCGUGGAGGCAUCAGCAAAGAUGAGCGUCGUGCGGACAACGUAGCCUUCCACAAUGCUGCAGUGACUCUGGCCACAGCCGCCAGCCUGCAGCUGCUGGAGGACAUCCGGUCAGCUGCCGGGGACAGAGACUUUCUGAGAAUGAUGGGGAUUGCUCGCUCCUCUGUCGUGUGCUUUGUUAUUGACACCACUGGCAGUAUGUCAGAUGACAUCGAUGAAGCCAGGGCUGUUGUUUACGAACUAAUUGACAGCAAAAAAGGAACACAGGAUGAGCCGUCGGAGUACAUUCUAGUGCCUUUCAAUGACCCUGGUUUUGGACCAAUGAUCAGAACAACAGACCCUGAUGAGAUGAAAAGAGAAAUCUCUAAGCUCAAAGCCAAAGGAGGUGGUGAUGUCCCUGAGAUGUGUCUGUCAGGACUUCAGCUGGCUCUCACUGGUGCCCCUUCCUCCUCCCAUAUUUACGUUUUCACGGAUGCCACAGCCAAAGACAUCGACCUCAAGGACACUAUUAUUGCUCUCAUCAGGAGCACCAAGUCAACUGUGUCAUUUUUCAUGACAGGGAGUGGUGCCAGACAUCGUCGUUCCCUCAGAGCUGCAAGCUUUGAAGACUACAAGGACCUGGCUUUGGCCUCUGGAGGCCAGGCCAUCCAAGUGUCCAAGAAACAGCUGCCUCAGGCCACAGAUGUCAUCCUUGACACAUCCACAUCAGCUCUGGUGACAGUUCUUCAGCGAGCAAGGAGCCCUGGGAAGCAGGAGACCUUUUCCUUUGUAAUAGAUGAAUCUCUGAAAAAUAUCACUGUCUACAUCACAGGAAAAUCCAUUACUUUCACACUGACCAACCCUGCAGGUGUGAGCCAGAGCCAAAACGAGGCCAACGGUAAACUGGGGACCGUACAGACAGUGGGCAACCUGUGGAGAAUUCGUCUCAAUGCAGCAAAGCAGACAGGGACCUGGAAGAUAAAUAUAAACACCAAAGAACCAUACACACUUAAAAUCACAGGCCAAAGUACCAUCACCUUUAUCUAUGACUUUGUGGAAAGCUUCAAAGGACCUCACCCAGGUUACGCAGUCCUCAGUGGGCGUCCACAAGCAGGCCAGCCAGCCACCUUGAUGCUCUCAGUAAUGGGCAGGAAAGGUCCAUCCUCGCUGACUAUUGGAGAUGUCGGCCUGGUAACAGUUUCUAGUCCUGAGACUGUUAGCAAUAGCACAACCACUGACAUGGGCAAUGGAGACAUCCUGGUGACAGUCGAUGCAGUCCCUGAGGGGGAGUUUGUUGUCAUUCUUAGUGGAACUGACAAACUGUCAAACAGUGAAUUUCAGAGGCAGUCUACCACCCAGAUGUCAGUCUCUAAAGUGAAUAUACAGGCUGUGGUAGACAACAGUAUGGAGCCAGGCAAAGCUUUCAUGCUCCCCUUCAGUGUCAUGACCCAGGGCUCUGGUGGCAAAUACUCCAUUGGGGCCAAAAAUGACAGAAACUUCAAAAUGUCCUACCCAAACAGCCUCACCUUGACACCUGAACAAUAUGCAAAUGCUACUUUGACCAUUACGCCACCUGCCAACACACCAUCGGGCACUGAUGUCACUCUGACUAUAGAAGCCAAGUCGUCCAAUGGUCUAGACUCCAAUUACGCCGUUUUGAGAUUGUCCGUUGUUACCAAGAUUACAGAUUUUGUUCCUCCUUCGUGUGAAGUGGUUAAUGUGCAGGCUGCUGAUUGUCCUCACAAUGUGUCCCAGUGUGGACCGUUCCAGUGGGAGCUCUGGGCCAAUCUUACUGAUGGAAAUGGCACCGGGAUAGAAACUGUUUCCCUGCGUCAGGGCAAUGGAAGCUUGACAUACACCUCCCUGAGUGCUCCUGUCAUUCAGGCAAACUACACAGCUUCCUGCUGCUCGCAGAUUGUUGAGUUGGUAGCUGUGGAUAAAGUUGGCAAUGUGGGCAAGUGCUAUCAUUCCAUUGUCCAGAUUCCAGAUUCUGUUCCACCUUUGUGUGAAGUAGUUAGUGUGCAGGCUGCUGAUUGUCCUCACAAUGUGUCCCAGUGUGGACCUUUCAAGUGGGAGCUUUGGGCCAAACUUACUGAUGGAAACGGCACCGGGAUAGAGACUGUUUCCCUGCGUCAGGGCAAUGGAAGCUUGACAUACACCUCCCUGAGUGCUCCUGUCAUUCAGGCAAACUACACAGCUUCCUGCUGCUCGCAGAUUGUUGAGUUGGUAGCUGUGGAUAAAGUUGGCAAUGUGGGCAAGUGCUAUCAUUCCAUUGUCCAGAUUCCAGAUUCUGUUCCACCUUUGUGUGAAGUAGUUAGUGUGCAGGCUGCUGAUUGUCCUCAAGAUGUGUCCCAGUGUGGACCUUUCAAGUGGGAGCUUUGGGCCAAACUUACUGAUGGAAACGGCACCGGGAUAGAGACUGUUUCCCUGCGUCAGGGCAAUGGAAACUUGACAUUCACCUCCCUGAGUGCUCCUGUCAUUCAGGCGAACUACACAGCCUCCUGCUGCUCGCAGAUUGUUGAGUUGGUAGCUGCAGAUAAAGCUGGCAAUGUGGGCAAGUGUUAUCAUUCCAUUGAACGCUCUGCUGGCCCUCCGGCUUUAACCCUGUCACCACCACUGUGGUUGUGCCUGCUGGUAUCUGCCUUCAUAGCAAGGUUUUAAGGGGCUUCAGUUUGGUUAUAGAGAUAUAGUGCGUCAAUAAAUUGUAGGCAGAAGUAAUGAAUAAGUAAUGGAUAAUAAAUGUGCUUCUAAAUUUCCAUGGAUACAUUAAUUGUGUUAUUGAAAGGAUGAUAAAUUUCUCGUGUUUUUGAUGCAUUUCAAUUUUGCUGACAAAAAAAUAACUCAGAUAAAUAUUUGGUUUCCUGCAAAGAGAACAAUCUUUAAUAGGAAUGCACAACAUAUAUCAGGCUAAUAUAUUUAAAUGAUCAGUGAUUUAUUUGUAUCAGUAAAAUUCAAACCCAUAAAUAGAUCCAGUCUGGAGAAAAGUCUUUGUAUCACAUUCCUAAUUUUAACCUAAUACAUCGUUACAACGCGCUUGUAACAUUUUUUGUGAGGUAUCGGAACCGAUUUGAUGCUUUCAGAAGACGAAGCGUCAGAGUGUAUGGCUAAAUAUUUCUCUUUGUACACAUUUACCAUGGAAAAUGUUGUAUGUAAAUGAAUUCAUAAUGGGAGCAUUUUACUUAUUGUUUGUGUAAUAAAAUGUCAUUAUCUUACGUA
Acanthopagrus latus (yellowfin seabream) is the source of this 4009-nucleotide messenger RNA. RefSeq names its product von Willebrand factor A domain-containing protein 7-like. NCBI's taxonomy places the organism in Eukaryota, Metazoa, Chordata, Actinopteri, Spariformes, Sparidae. The record is from RefSeq and is a predicted model, not a curated record. The transcript has 18 exons. The coding region runs from base 80 to 3454 and encodes 1124 amino acids.